UCUUCAGAAUGCCAUGUUUGCCAAGUAAGCAUACAUCCAGACUUGAACAGACCAAAGGGUAGUGGGCUGUUCCAGCAGCAGGCUGGCGCGUUGCGGGGAUUCUAAGAGUUAUUAUAACAGGAGUCUAACCUUUGGGCUCCUGCGUGAUAAGGUCGCGACCCUGUUCAUGAGCUGUGCGCCGCCAUCCUCCUCAAUUGCAUGCAUCUAUGGACGCAAUCUCUGGAUUGCGAGCCCAGGGACACAUGGGGAGCCUUCUGGUGAUCUUCUAGGGUUCUUUACCACUAUGACAAAAAUUUGAUUUUUGUCUAGCAGGCCUUCCAUUACUUGAUCGGAGAGCAGCCAAGUAUCGAGGUUCGCUCAUCCCUCGGCAUGUCUGAAAGUUUUCAAUGGCAAAUAAGGGGACUGGUAAAUGUAGGAUUGCCGGCAAUGAUCGUUGGCUCAUUCUUUGCUCGUGGACUGGUUGUAAUCUUCUUCCAGUUCAUUCUGGAUUUUUACAUUUGAACAGUGCGUAAGUAUUGCCAUCAGGAUGGCGCAAUCUGAAUGUGCGGUGUGGGUUGUGUGGGAUCUGUAUGGCGGAUCUGGUAAGUUGAGAGCAAGGUGUUCGCAAAACAAGUUCGCUAACUCGGGGCGCUGGAGGCUUACGAAAUAUCUGAGCAGACGAGUAGUGAGGUUAUUCUGCUUCCUUGAAAGUGUCCGCAAGAGUAUUGUCGUUCGAGUAGGCGCGCCAUGAGCACGGUUGCACGCUGAUUAGAUCACUAUCGAGCAUGAUAGGGUUUGACAUUCUGGGUGAUGGCUGAAUUAUCAUGGCGAUCCCGCUAUUUUGAGUCCUCUGUCAGCACACUCUUGUUUCCAAGCGGCCGAGCCUUGCAAUGACUGCGAAGUACAAUGAAGCUUAAGAAGUCACAACAACAUGCACGUAGGCUGGAAUCACUUCGAAGGCAUCGAUCAAUUGGGGAGUCGUCGAUUUUAGGGCACUUGGAAUCUUCCAGAAAGAGUAAUGUGAGAGAGCAUCACGUUUUGAAAAUCUUGGAGGCCGAUUUUCGACAGAAAUCAUGAUCAUAGCAGACGACAUACUGAGCUUACUAGUGCAAGCAGAGAGGAUACGAAGCAGAGUGACGGUGGCCUAGCUGAUAAACAAGCCUAUUGAGCCACAAUGCCGGAAUUGGAGAAUAGGAUAUGGAUGAACAUGCUCAUAGCAGGUGCUGCGGUGGCUGCCAUUACUACCGUGGUGAUUGCCUGGAAUAGUACACAGAAGGCCCCUCUCGUGAAAACUCGCAACCGGGCACUAGAGCUUUUAUACGAGUUUCAGCAUGCGGCUGCAACUCCUUUACACGCUUUGCGGCAGAUUGCGGAGCACAUGGCCAUUGAGAUGCGUGCAGGACUGAGGAGGGGCGGCAAGAGCAACCUUCUCAUGCUUCCUACUUACGUGGAGAAUCUUCCGGACGGAGACGAGGAAGGACUGUUCUAUGCUUUGGAUUUGGGGGGUACCAACUUUCGGGUCCUGCGCUGUCUGCUUGGAGGGAAAGAUGGCAGGGUAUUGAAACAGGAAUUUGAGGAGGUCUCCAUACCCAAAGCGCUGAUGUUGGGCACAAGUGCGGAGCUCUUCGACUUCAUAGCGGAGAGACUGGUCGAUUUUGUGAGCCGAGAAGGAGAAGGGUUUAAGACGAGAAACGGCAUGCAACAAACAGUUCGCGAAAUGGGUUUAACGUUCUCAUUUCCUGUCAAACAACAAUCUGUGAAAUCGGGGGCCAUAAUUCAGUGGAGCAAGGGCUUCGACAUUGCUGAUGGGGUUGGAGCAGAUGUCGUGGCGCUGUUGCAAAGUGCAAUAAACCGCCAGCGUGGACCGAAGAUUGAGGUGGCUGUCUUGGUCAAUGACACGGUGGGUACUCUGGCUGGUGGGCGCUACUGGAACGAAGAUGUGAUGGUGGGAAUGAUUUUGGGGACAGGCACCAACGCUUGCUACGUAGAGCAUGAUUUGCCCAGCCACGUCCAAUCUGGAUCGGGCGAGAUGGUCCAUCCUAGCUCUCUUUUCUACACCCGCAGUAUUACAACACAGCUGCCUUGUGUUUGUGUUAGUGGAGAGUGUGUUUUAGCAUUCUUAAUAUUAUCUGUUGUUGCGGACUGUGAUCGAAUGCAGAUAAUCAACAUGGAGUGGGGUGGGUUCUGGUCGUCACAUUUGCCACGGACUUUCGCCGAUGAGCAGCUUGACAAGGAGAGCCUCAACCCCGGUCAGGCGGGUUACGAAAAAAUGAUCGGCGGUAUGUACCUGGGAGAAAUAGUUCGUCGAGUGUUGUUGAGGAUGGAAAAGGAGGCUUCACUAUUUGGUGGUCCAGUACCUUCUAAAUUAAAAGAGCCCUUCAGUUUGAUAACUCCAGAGAUUGCCAAGAUGCAUGCCGAUGAGUCAAAGAACUUGCGGGUGGUGGCCAAAGUUUUGAGGGACGUGUUUGGGGUUCAAAAAACCGAUUUGGCAGCAAGGAGGAUCGUGCACGAUGUUUGUGACAUUGUAAUCAUGCGCAGUGCAAGGUUGGCGGCAGCGGGAAUCGUGGGCAUUUUCAAAAAAAUUGGGGGCGAGGCUUUCGACUCGACGGAUUCAAGGACACUCACAAAUCUGCACUGGGACUCCCAAGAGCCUCAACAACUUGACACAAAACGAAUUGUGGUGGCCGUGGACGGAGGGCUGUAUGAGCACUGCACCCAAUACCGGGUCUAUAUGCGGGCUGCUGUGAAUGAGCUUCUGAGCGAAGCAGGGGCAAAGCGAUUGCAAAUCGUGUUGUCCAAGGAUGGGUCGGGCAUUGGAGCAAGCAUCCUUGCAGCACGUCACUCCCAGCAUAGGGGUGCGAACAAAAUCACGUGCCCUAUGGAAAGGCCUUCUGAAGCUGCGGAGAGGCCGUCGGUGCACUUAUGUGGAGGAAAUUCCUCCUCCUGUUCACAACACACACAAUCUGAAUUACCGCCCAGAAGCACACAAUUCACACAAUCUGAACCAACACCCAGAAGUACACAAUUCACGCAAUCUGAGCCCCAAUCUAAUUGGCUACAAGCUACACAACAUUCUGUUUCAUACGUCUAUGGCUUGGAAUACAUUGAUUAGUGGUUGGAUUAUGUUACUGUGUAUGUAUGUAGAAGACUCUGGAAGCAGCUAAGGUAUGCAAGGUGAGGAAUUCAACAAGUUAAUCGACCCAUCCUCACAUUUACUACUUGCUUACAGAAUGUAACAUAUAUAUCUCUUCAGAAACUAGACAGGCGAUCACUCAAACUGUGAAUGAGACUGGCUUAUAUUGAUAAACAUGUGCACAUGGGAAAUCUGUUAACUAUACAGCACUCAGACAGAUUACUCAAUUUUUUUAUUGCGGAACAUGUAUUUGAUAACGUAAUCCUGAGAAGUAUUCUGCUACACUUUCUGAACCUUAAAAUCAAACAAGUGUUGAAGUUGUUAUGGCUUCGUAGUA
This is a messenger RNA of Physcomitrium patens, 3449 nucleotides long. NCBI's taxonomy places the organism in Eukaryota, Viridiplantae, Streptophyta, Bryopsida, Funariales, Funariaceae. The record is from RefSeq and is a predicted model, not a curated record.